UUCAAUUAUCCCAAGUCAGAAUAACCCAUAACCUCAAAAUUUACGAGUUCCGAAAAAAUUUAUUAGAAAAUAAAUUCAUUAUAAUAUUACAGAGAACUGCCAGAGACAAAAAUGAAUUGCUUUCUUUCUUUGCACAAAUUGAAGACAAUAUGUAUUCCUAAUUUGAAUAAGAUUAUUCCUAGGAGAAAAGUUCUAACUUUCAACACCAAAUUCAUUUCUUCUUCAGCAGAAGUUAAUACAAAUGUAAUAAAAGAUGUUAUUCUUUAUAAAUAUGACAAUCCUAGAUUCUUCAAAACGUUAAAUCUGUUUGCCAUAGUUCAAUUUGGCUUUUGGUCAUAUCUCUCCCUUACUGCAUACGAAACCCUUAGGGAUGCUCCUGUGAAACAGAAUGCUGAGAAGUGGUGGGAAAAAUUCAAUUUGGGCGAAAAUAAAUACAGAUAUACUAUAACGUUCGCAAGUUUCCUUAUUGGGUAUGGUAUCCUUGUUGUCAGCUGGAUGUAUACACUGAGGUCAGUGAGAUUUCUGAUUUUAAAUAAGGGUGGACAGAAGUGUACUUUGGUGACUUAUACACCGUUUGGACGAAAUCGUAUGAUGACUCUAGGUCUUGAAAAUACAAGUUGUACUACUUCAAGGCACAUUGCCCCCUCUUACAUUCCGAUCAAAGUUAAAGGAUAUUUGUUUCAUUAUUUGUUGGACAUGAGAGGCGAGUUCAAAAACCCUCGAUUAUUUGAUUAUACAGUGGGCCUUAGACGCAAUUUUAACGCCUAGUAUUUAUUUUAUCAUUUUCUUUCAUCGUUGUAACACCACAUGAAAAAAAAUGUAUCAUCUCUUCUGUACAUACUUUUCUAAUAGAAACUUGAAACAUU
Messenger RNA from Coccinella septempunctata (seven-spotted ladybird), 866 nucleotides. Its product is annotated as transmembrane protein 223. The transcript is spliced from 2 exons. The coding region runs from base 112 to 768 and encodes 218 amino acids. Lineage: Eukaryota; Metazoa; Arthropoda; Insecta; Coleoptera; Coccinellidae. The record is from RefSeq and is a predicted model, not a curated record. Gene Ontology annotation, cellular component: mitochondrion. Gene Ontology annotation, biological process: nervous system development.